AUUUAAAACAAUUCUAAAAUAAAUGUGCGAAUAAAAGAAAUUAAACUCAACGGGUGUUAGCUGAUGUAAAAAUAAGCCCGGUAAAGCGUUGUGUAAGCGGGUUUUGUGCCGGGGCUGACGGAGAGGACGGGGGAAGCUCUCAAUCACAGUUGAAGAUGGCGGCUCUGCGAGCGGCGGUGUUGUCGGGGUGCGGGAGGACCCUCCUUAGUGCCCCCAAAACCAUCCACACUUCCCGGGCCAGCAUGUCCUUUGCCAGCCUGUCCCGUGGGAGGAAGGUGGCUCUCUCCACGCUGGGCGUGCUCGCCGCAGGGGGAGCUAGCUUGGCCCUUGCCCUUCACCAUUCUGUCAAAGCCUCUGACCUGGAGCUCCAUCCUCCAAGCUACCCCUGGAGCCACGGCGGCAUGCUGUCCUCACUCGACCAUGCCAGUGUCCGCCGUGGUUAUCAGGUGUACAAACAGGUGUGUGCAGCCUGCCACAGCAUGGAGUACCUGGCCUUCCGUAAUCUGGUUGGGGUGUCGCACACAGAGGCUGAGGCGAAGGCUCUGGCUGAAGAGGUUGAAGUAGUGGAUGGUCCUGACGACAAUGGAGAGAUGUUCACCCGUCCUGGCAAGCUUUCAGAUUAUUUCCCCAAACCGUACCCCAACCCCGAGGCUGCCAGAGCAGCCAACAAUGGAGCCCUGCCUCCUGAUCUCAGCUACAUCGUCAAUGCCAGGCACGGCGGUGAGGAUUAUGUCUUCUCCUUGCUGACUGGGUACUGCGACCCCCCAGCGGGAGUAUCUCUUCUGGAGGGCGUCUACUACAACCCCUACUUCCCGGGACAGGCCAUUGGAAUGGCGCCCCCCAUUUACAACGAGGUCUUGGAGUACGAUGAUGGUACCCCAGCUACCAUGAGUCAAGUAGCUAAAGACGUGUGUACUUUCCUGCGCUGGGCUGCAGAGCCCGAACACGACCAGCGCAAACGCAUGGGGCUGAAGCUGCUCAUGGGUUCCGCUAUCCUCGUGCCCCUGGUUUACUAUCUGAAGAGACACAGGUGGUCAGUGUUGAAGAGCAGAAAGAUUGCCUACAGGCCACCUAAGUAAACUGCACCCUCCAAGCUGCCUGUCCUUACUUCAGCUCAGAUGGAGCAAAAACAUUUUUUUUUUUUUUUUUUUUUUUUUAAAUCUUCCAAAAAAAACAAACAGUAAAAAUCAGUAGCGGAGCGUAGUUUUGUCUUCAUGUGUUUUCAAGGCGACGGUCUUUCCCUUCACUUGCUGCUACACAUCCCCAUGACAAACAGACACACGCCAUGGUUAAAGAACACAUGUUUUAAAUAACUGUCAAUUACUGUCAAAUAACAGUAACUUCUUAAGAAAAAAAGGAAUCGAUAUGAAAUGUUUUGCAUUCUUUGUUUUGGGAAUAUGGCUGCUCCAGCUGCUGUUGGUAAUGCAGUGAUCUCAAUUGAUCUGCCCACUGAUGUGAGCUGUGGACGCUGUAUCUUAAAGCUUCUGUACAC
Messenger RNA from Polyodon spathula (Mississippi paddlefish), 1492 nucleotides. RefSeq names its product cytochrome c1, heme protein, mitochondrial-like. Bases 156 to 1079 code for a protein of 307 amino acids. Gene Ontology annotation, molecular function: heme binding; electron transfer activity. Lineage: Eukaryota; Metazoa; Chordata; Actinopteri; Acipenseriformes; Polyodontidae. The record is from RefSeq and is a predicted model, not a curated record. The transcript has 7 exons. Gene Ontology annotation, biological process: mitochondrial electron transport, ubiquinol to cytochrome c.